ACAGUCACUCUUCCUGCUCUUGGCACGAGCGGACGAGAACGAUCUCGUCGCUCGUUUCAAUCAACUCGCACACGCGAGUUCCUCCGAGAGCUUAAAAACUAACUUAAUUAUUUGGUUCGUGAAACAUUCAUUUGGUCAAACUAAGGAAUUCGCGCGGAAAAAAACGAGACGAUAGUUUCAAGAAUUUUUCGUCUUGUUACACCGUCCUAUUCGAAAAUCGGAUUGCGAAGUGUUACAAUCAAACCUCGUGAUGAAGGUUCUCGAUUUCCGGAGAAGCUCUUUCCUUCUUGUACCUCUGAUGAUCGGUACCUCAUUUAGAAAUGUCAAUUCUCAAGUCGCCUUUCAAGCUACUUCGUUCCUUCUCGGAGGUAUUACCAAUGCCGCUUCUUCAGCUGGCAAUUUUCUAUCCGGUCUCGUGCAACGGCAAAAGGAACUCUUGCAUCGUGUGACCGGUACUGCAACCGAUUACGUUGCCAGUGCGGUCGAGAUGCCGAGAAGUUUACUGAUGAACGCAACAAAGAUGACGACGAAUUACAUCGACAGUGCCGCAUCUAUUGGUCUCGACUUCAAGCUGAGGAUGCUUCUGGACAAAUUUCGUUCCCGAAUGCCGUAUGGGUUUCCCGAACUCGGCGUGCCUGUACUCGAACCCCUCAAACUUCGUGAUCUGAACCUUGAGACGUUUCACACAGAAAUCGGCAAUGUAACUCUUUAUCUGGACAACGUGACAAUCGAUCGACUCUCGAGUUUCAAUAUCGACAGAGCAAGGCUCUCCCUAAUCGGACCUACGAUAACCGUAAAUUUAUCAAUUCCCAUGGUACUGACUAACGGUUACUACAACAUUUCCGGAAUAAUCGAUAAUAUGGUUCCGAUCCAUGGUGCUGGCCAUUUCGAAGCAGUGGCACAUGAUUUUAGAAUAUACUUCAAAACCGUGCUCGGUUAUUCACACGGCAUGUACAUGAAGAGCUUCGAUCUCGACUUCUCCAUAAAAGCUGCUGAUCUUUCUCUCGAAAAUUUCAUGGGAGGUGAUGAGAGUGGAACAAUCUUGACUGCAGUAUUCAAAGAUCUAAUACCCCAAGCUGUCGAGAUAAUAAAACCGGAUAUUCUACCACCUAUUCAGGACUUCAUAGCCAGUCGAGCGAACGACACAAUUUAUCAUUUGACGAUGAGAGACGUGCUCGUCUUUCUUGUUGGGGAAGGUGACAUACGGAAUUAUCCACUACCCUUGCCAUAAUAAAUCAAGUUUUGGGCAUUUCUACUAUUAGGUCAAUAAACAUAGCUGAAAAAAUAAGGGGGUGAAACUUUUCGUGAGAAGACAAUGAGUGAACAGUGAAUAUAACUCGUGUGAGUUCCAUGAGCAUCCAAAGAGCUCUCUUCUUUUUUCCUUCGCUCGUAUCCUGCGGCCUUUUAUAGCGCGCGAAUGGUCGAAGCUCAAUCGCAAUCGUGAACGACCAAAGUUUUGUAGUAAUUAAUAAAUAUCUGUCUUUCUACUGUUUAAUAAAAUUCGUAGGAGUCUCGUGACCACCAAAGAAUGAAUAUGUUGAUUUUUUCUCAUCUUAAAACUAUACCAUUGGAUUGUCGUUAGGAGACAGUCAUCGGAUAAUGAAGUUGUCAAAAAAAAAAAAAAAACAGAUACUCAAUAAAAACUGUGAUCUCCAGCGAUUACGCACUGAACGAAAUAAUCGAAAGAUUCGUAUAUAAAGUUAGUAUUUAGGAGCACGAGAAAAUCGUUGGUACAAUAAACAGCAAAAAUAUAUGCUCUACUCUAUA
Venturia canescens is the source of this 1767-nucleotide messenger RNA. RefSeq lists its product as uncharacterized. The transcript has 7 exons. The coding region runs from base 251 to 1231 and encodes 326 amino acids. The record is from RefSeq and is a predicted model, not a curated record. NCBI's taxonomy places the organism in Eukaryota, Metazoa, Arthropoda, Insecta, Hymenoptera, Ichneumonidae.